Messenger RNA from Melanaphis sacchari, 924 nucleotides. RefSeq lists its product as uncharacterized. The record is from RefSeq and is a predicted model, not a curated record. Bases 1 to 924 code for a protein of 307 amino acids. Lineage: Eukaryota; Metazoa; Arthropoda; Insecta; Hemiptera; Aphididae. The transcript has 8 exons. Gene Ontology annotation, molecular function: zinc ion binding.
AUGAGAUCCGCCAGAAAAAAAUCUAAACUCAGUGCUAAUGACGAAAAACUUUGGGAAUUGAACCUAUGUGUUAUUUGCUCGUCGACUUUAAGCCAUACUUCAAAAUUUUUGCAUUGUCUUCAUGGCGUGUGCAAUAAAUGUUUUGAUUUUAAUGAAACUCUUCCAGAUAAAGAAAAUUUUCUUUGCAAGUGUGGAGUGGAAACUAAUAUUUCAAACGGACUCAUCAAUUGCACUUUCUCUUGUGAAGAAUUUAAUGAAAGUGUCCUAAGAGAUAAUUAUGUGGAUCAAAUAUUUCAGAAAGCAGUAUAUGGUUUAUAUAGAACAAAAACUCCAUGUUCUAAUUCAUAUUGUAAAGGAGGCAAGUUUAUUGAAAUUUAUUGUGUCACAUGCAAUCAAUUCCAAUGCAGUUUUUGCCAGUUAAUUUUCCACCGUUCCCAUGAGUUUAAAGACAUUGAAAUAGUUAUGGAGGAAAUUAGGGAACGUUUGAUGAAGAGUAAAUACAGUUUCUAUUUGAAUUUUUCUGAAUCUGUUUUGAAAGACAAAAACAUGGUUGAUCUAGACAUGACAAAUUUAACCAACAAUCAAAUGUUAACGGUCAGAGAAAAUUUUAUGUUGGACACGAAUGUUAAACCGGUAACACUUUGCAUAAGUAGAGAAUUAAAAACCACGAUCGAUAUUAUAAUGAGUGAAUUAAAGAAGUCUAUUAUAAGAAUUGGGUAUGCUGAACCUUUAUAUCAAAAUUCAAUUUCUAAUCAUCUAAAAAUAAGUAAAGUUUCAAUUUUGCCAAACUAUCAAUCUACGACAUCCAAGGAUGCAUUUGGUAGUGUGGAGUUGAAUCUUAUAUUUAUCACAUUGUUCUGUAGUAAAAUACUAGUCAAUCGCAUAAAUAAUGUCAAAUCUCCACCUAAGAACGGCAUGAAUUAA